This is a messenger RNA of Rhopilema esculentum, 5676 nucleotides long. Its product is annotated as disks large-associated protein 1. Lineage: Eukaryota; Metazoa; Cnidaria; Scyphozoa; Rhizostomeae; Rhizostomatidae. Gene Ontology annotation, cellular component: postsynaptic specialization; glutamatergic synapse. Gene Ontology annotation, molecular function: molecular adaptor activity. The record is from RefSeq and is a predicted model, not a curated record. Gene Ontology annotation, biological process: signaling.
UCUAAGGGGUCUCAUGCAGCUCCAAAAUAUUUAAUAAUUAUUUAUUUCCAACAAAAAAGCUCUAUAUAUUUCUAUCUUUCACCAACAAUGAUACCAAUUCUCUUCUUCAUACGACACUAAUUGUUAUAGAAUCAUUAAACUUACAAAGGUCCAAACUUACUCUAGAUGAAUUACUCUAGAACAAUACAAUACAAUUGGUGGAACUGAGUCAAUUUAUUUGAAAUUCUUAAACCAGUGUUCUUAAAGGCGAAGUCAAAUUGGAUGUUUUAUUCUUUAUCCUUGUUUUCCAAGAUAGAAUAACCACAAGGCUUCUUUUAUUUCUCUAACUGUUUUCUUUCUCUGGAAAUGUUCCUUUCUCCGGACACGUUUCUUUCUCCAGAUAUUUUUUUUCUUAAUUCCAGUAGGUCGGAUGGAUUAGUGUUCCUUUGUUCUGAUAAGUUGCGAUUAAUUUGUGACAAUCUUUGCUAGACAAGAAUUGUUAUAAAUUUUAAACUGCAUAUUUUCUAAAAAUCAGAAAGUUAUAUGCCUGUUACCUAAUUUGAGCAUUGAUUUUCUUAUAAAAUGUUGUUCAAAAAAUCUCUGCAUACAGCCUUUUCAAAAACCCUGACAUUGUCAUAUUCAAUGUGAGAUACUGUGACUCUAAUUAAGUUAAGUCCCAAAUAUGUGUGACACACAGAUAAAUAGAAUUGGAUACUGAAUAUGUAAAAUGCUUUAUCCACUUUGAUGAAUUAAUAACAGGAUUUUAAUAUGUUUCUUAGCAAUAAAUUCGAAGAAGAAAGUCUUUAUAUAUUGGCGCAAAGGCUUAAUUUUCCGCUGCGAGACGCUAUAAACACUACUGCCAAGGGCCUUUCCUGAAAAGGAUUUACUGUUUCAAUAAAUGUCUUAUUCUAUAUGAAUUCCCAAUAAGUCCCAGAUUUUUAAGAGAAUUGAUGUCUUGUCCCAUUGUCGAUAUUCCCUUUUGUUUUAUGGCCGAUAAACAGUAGAACACACAAUAGCAAUGUUUAGAACGAUAAGUGUUUAUAAAACCUGUUUUUAGAACAACAUUCGUUUAUUGUGUGUCAUUUUGUUUUUUCUUUGGAAAUUUAAAAAGCAAUAUUUUUUAAAACCUGUUUAAGGAGCAGUCAUAAAGAUCUGCUAUAUUGGUGUGCACGAUAUUUGGGUGGGCCAUGAAAAAUUCUGCCGAACCUGUCUGGGGCUAUGAAAAAGACGUUUUUAUGGGGUCCUGAAAAAUAUCCCGAUUUUGCUAUCGGGCCACAAAGAUUAAACAGGAAUUUAGGAAAGGCUAUUGAUUAUUUUUCUAAAACUCUGGAGAAUCGUCCCCCCCCCCAUAAUAGUUACUUUGUGGCCGAUCCCUUCCUUGAUAGUUCUUCAUAUCCUUUCAUUGGUUUCUGUUUUGUUUUGUGCUUUGGGAAAUAAAGCCUUCGAUCAUGGAGUGCCUACUAGGUCAAGAUGGAUCGUCUUGUGAUUCAAAUAUUUGUUGCUAGAAACUGUUCUAACCAUUCUGAAGAUCAAGCUUUAGAACGAAUUUAAAAUAAGGUGUAAAAACAACUUAAUAAAAUCCAGCCAGCGAAAUUUCACGUAGCAAAUCUCCCAAUGUUUACAUAAUGUUAAUUUUCAUCUUCGUUUAUACAGAAGCCCGCAAAGGACGAUGUGCUUUGUUCUGAAAUAAAACACUACCUUUUUUAAAACACAAUGGUGUUUGGGUUUCUGUCAAAUCCAAACCUUAAUCGUCUAGCUUGUAUGUCUCCCAAGGCUGUGUUUGUGGAAAAAGUAUUUCUUUUUGAAAUAUCAGUAUUUCAGCUUCUUCUAAGAAAACACUGUGGCAGUUGCUAAGAUUUCACGUUCACAACACGGGAAUUUGUUUAAUAUGAUUUAAAUCAUACGGUAUAAGACGUUAUUGCAAUGGGUGUUGUCCGUACAGUAGACGAAAUUUUUGUUGUUUUCUAAAGCUACCUUUUUGGUCGGAGUGGAUGUUUUAAUCCCAGUGUAGUUUGAAGUCUUAUGGUUUAGACGGUACAUUGGUAACAUCCAGCGAUGGGCGUAUGCAUACUGUAAAAACCCCACACCACUGUUUUGGGGGCCUUGAUUGAGCGUAUAUUGGCGUUAGUGGGACAACAAUUUUUAUUUUCCGCCCUAUUUAUAUCAACACUGUUUACAGUUUCUUUGCCAUUGUAGAAAUGACUUUUUUCAUUUGUGAAGCAUCAGUGGCCUGAUCUAGCUGUAAAACUUACACUUUUUCAAAACUUGCCUUGCGAUAUAAACUUUGUUAUUCUUAGUAUCAUUUUAAUCCUUUGUGGUGUCCCCCGUUUCUUCUGGUUUUCAAAAUCGCGUCUCAUCAAUGUGGGAUGAAUCGCUUCCAAACUGUAUUAUAAAACCAGUAGACGCACAGGCGAGGUUGAAUUUGAAUAGAGAAGCUCGACUAUUGAAAAGGAUGGUAAUGAGGCGUGUCUACCGCCUUGUGUUCGUUGCCAGUUCAAGAUCAGCUGUUUUUAAAUCGUUUCUUUGGUUUUGAAUAAUACUAUAAGACUUUGCAAGAAAGAUCGUUGGUUUCAGCGUGGGAAUAUCCGUAAGUGCUUGUUCGUAUAGGCAAAGGAGAUUUGUAAUCGUGAAGAAACUGUUUUUUCAUCAAACGUUAAAACAUUUUCUGUGAGAAUUAUGGAGAAACCCGAGAUCCAGAUUGACAUUUCGCGGCUCAGCAUCAUCGACAAAGAAAAUACACAUCCAGAUAAGAUUAUCAAAAAAGAUGGACAGUAUUUCCUAAACAUUUUACAAGCAGAAAUUGAGAGAUUUACAGCGUUGUGCGAAAGAGCUGAAAAAGAUAUCGCGGAAAACUCGUUAUCUGAAGAAGCGAGUGGCAAAAUACGAGCGGCAAUCGGCAAGUCACAAUUACUGCUAACAAAGAAAUUCAAACAAUUCGAGAAACUUUGCAAUGAAAACAUUGAAAAUUCGCCAGGCAAGAAGCGCCCAAUGUCCACGGACCUCGAAGGAUUCUGGGAUAUGGUCUCAAUACAGGUAGAAGAUGUCAACAGAAUGUUUGAUAAUCUGGAAGAACUGAGAAAUAAUAAUUGGAAGGAGAGUAUAGAACCGAAGGAUUCUCCAGACGGCAAAUUAUCACCAACCCCCCGGAGGAAAAGUCCCCGCAGCCGAAAGACGAGUAAAAACAAUAACUACGUCGACGAAGAUAAAGCGCGGAAAGACGCGAGACAAAGACUUAAUGAUCAUUUAAAGCAAGUGAAGCUGCAGCGAAACGCGGAUAACGGUGGACCUUCAGAGGUUGAUAUCAGAAGCUCAAAAUCGGCGAGUCAGAUGUAGAAAUUUCACAUUUAUAUGGCUUUCCAAAUGGUCUUAACAUGGAUAUUUUAUAACAUAGAUGCGAAAAAUAUUAGAUUAAAUUGCUGGAACUAAUUUGUACUGAAUUUCAAAUUCUUCUCAUUAAUGCUUAAAAAUUCCAAAUUCAUCUAGAUGGUUCAUCGAAUUUUUCAAACUGCAUAAAGCAUUUUUGCUUUAUCGCAGGAAAAAAUGUUUUUAGAUAAUUUCCAGACUAGUUGGAACUUGGAAAACGUUGACCUGUGAACCCGUGUGACACAUUUGAGACACAACAUGGCUCUCUUCUCACGUAGGCAUUUGUAGAUCACAUGGCUAUCUCACAUAUGUAGCAAUGUCUUUCGUCUACACGCAGGGAGAUUUUCAGAUUACUGUCAAUUAAUUCUCAACCAAAGAGCAUCAGUUUCAAAAGAUCUUCGUGUGGACACCCCUAAAAGUGUAUAUCCGAGAAUGCAACUGCAAUGAUUUUGUUUUCUUGCGAUUUCUGCAUGUGCAGUUCGCCUGAGGUUAUCGAAACGAUUCUAAAUUUUGCGUAGAGUCCCCAUCGAUGUAUCGCAGCGUUUUGGCUGCUCAUUGCACAAACACAUUUUGUUUUCACGUCAACUUGAAUUCCUCUUCCAUUUACAAAUGUUACUACACACGAGUUGGCGGAUCAAACGCAUAAAUCAACACUGGUGUGUGCCUGUAAAACAAAUUUGAACUUGUAACUGCACAUGGCUGUAUGCAAGACACUCCUGGUAGUUUAUUUUUGAUCGUAAAGGUGGCUUUGUUUUGCUAAAUCAUGUGAAAAUAUUCUGAGAGCCGCCUUAGUCUAGGACAAAUGUAAGACCACUUUGAAGAAGGCUGUGAUUUUUAUUAUGUGGUAUUUUGUGCAUAGCCAAUGUUGCUAUGCCAAUUUCUGUGUGUAGAAGUAUGCUGAUGCAGAACUGUUUCUCUUCCUGUUUUAGAAAUGGAAGCUUUUAUGCUUUCUAGUGUAGCUAUUAUCAAAUUGAAGUCUACUAAAUUUAUUUGCUGUUCUGAUCAAUCAAGUUUUUCUCCUUUAGCGUGAUUCAUAGUGUCUCGUGCUCCUCUCAAAUUUCCAAAGCUAUCAAAUCUUAGAUAUCAAACUCCGUUCUUGACGUGUUGUCAUUUCUCCCCAAAGAGUUUUUUUCUCCGUCACCUUCCAAGGAUACAUAGUCUAAAUUUUCGGAGAAAUGUUUCGUAAUUAUCUUGUUAUUCUAGGUUAUUUUUCUGGAGUAGCAUUUUCUUCCAUUUUGAAGUUAUUGGUAUUAAUUCUUAACUAGAUUUUAAAUUUUAGAAGAAGCUUUUGCCUUCUUGUUAUGUUAAUUUGUAUAUAUCGUUAUGUACUAGAAAAUUAAUGUUCUUGGAUGUUUAGUCCCGGCUCAACUAUUGUAGAUCGAACGAAAAUUUAAUGAAGAUCGAUCACUUCUAUUUAAAUUGUCUAACAGCACUGAUUUGUAAAGCGAAAAAGCACAAUUUGCUGCAUAGAGGCAGAUGAAGUAUGAUUUUUAAUGAGACAUUUCAAAGGAGAUGACGGAAAUACAGUUAUCCCUUUGGAGUAUGAUUUUUAAGCAAUUAUCAAGAGUUGACAUUAAAUUUUACUCUGUCUAAGAAUCAUCUCAGCUUCAGUCCUCGCGUGAAACCGCGUUUCUCGUGCAGGAAUAUGACCUUACUUAACCACGCCCUUUUUCACUACCUGUAUUUCAGUGCCUCUAUGCAAAAGAUCUAUUUAAAAAUUCGAAAUAAGCAAAAACGUAUUGUUUCCCAUAGUUUUAGCGUCGUAAACAAUGUCUGUUGUGCUUCUUAGUCUAGUAAAUUAUUGAUUCUGGUUGCUUAGUGUCGUCUGUUGGUGGAUGUUUUAGAGAUCUAGUGAAAUUUGCCUCUAGGUUUUAUUUAAGGUGAAAUUUACCUGUUUUUAAGAUCCAUUGUUAGUUCGGGCCACAUUAUACUUAUGUUAUCAGCAAGCAUCAUCGUUCCUGUUUCCCAUAAUGGCAUUUUCUAAAAUAUUGUUUCCCUAAUAUAUUCCCGGAACCUUAUAUGCUCUAUUAUUUGGCAGAAAUUGAAGACCCUUGAUCGGUUCUUGUUGGAGAAUCCUCUUAGGCUGUCCCUCCCUUUGUCAACAUCUUUAAGUUGAAAGGAAAAUCUUACAAGUGUUUUCACCCCAAGGACAAUCAAAUGUAUUUGUGACGCCAGAGGUCGUUUAAACAUGUAAUUCUAUCGUUCCUUACUUUACUUUCGAAAGGGACAGUAAACGGCGUAUAUAUUAUUCUUAUUGAUGGUAUUCUGAAAAGUCUUUAUGUUGACGAUCUUAUACAAUGCCUUAUCAGAAAUAGAUGUGAUUCGUCAAUGGCA